CUGCCUCCCGGCCCUCGCGGACUACCGAUAUUCGGUUCGCUACUGGACAUCCGCCACGAUACACACCUCUCCAUUGACCGCUUGGUAAAGCGCUACGGAGACAUCUGUUUGCUUCGCUUCGGCAGCGUGCCGACCGUAAUCAUCAGCGACGCGGACCUGUUGCACGAGGCCUUCGGCAAGGCCGAGCUGGCCGAUCGCUGGGUAAGCGAAAUCAUGGACACCCUAAGCGGACAGAAGGACCUCGUGCUGGCUCCGUAUGGCGAGCACUGGCGGCAGAUGCAACGAUUCGCGAACCGCGAGUUGCUCAGUGCCCGCAACGUGGACAACGUUCGUGAAAGACACAUCGAGACCGUCGUCAACGACCUGGUCGAACGAAUGGGUGAAAUGGGUGUCGCCGGAGAACUGGUUUCACCACCCGCGAUGACAGCCCUCAGUAACGCCACUCUUAUGUUCCGCAGCUUGUUCGGGCAGCCGGAGAACGCCACCGACGAAUUCCUUCAGCACCGUGACAGGUUGUUGGAAUACAUCAGCUGGAUAUUCAGCAGCGCCACCGCUACCAACCUGGCUGACUACAUUCCCUGGCUCCGUUUCCUGCCCAACAACGCCCUGAAGGAAGCCGCUUUACAGGCCAAGAUUGGCGGGGCCAUCAUCCGCGCGCUUGUGGAUGCUGCUCGCAAUCGUCCGAAUCUUGAUCUUUCGUCCCCUACCUGCCUGGUCGAGGUGAUGCUGGCCAGGGAAGAGGCGGGCGAAAUAACCGACGUGAUGACCUGCGACCUUUGCAUGGACCUGUUGAUAGCGGGCACCGACACCUCGGCGCAAACGGUCAACUGGUUUCUGCUGUUGCUGGCCAACCGGCCCGAGAUCCAGGCCAGGGUGCAUGAGGAGAUGGACCGGGUAAUCGGGAGGGACGCCGUACCCACCGUUGAAGACCGGACUCGCCUUCCCUAUGUCUUCGCCUGCCUGGCCGAGUCGAUGCGCUACCGCACCAUCGGCCCGCUGGGACUGCCUCACAAGGCUUCGGAAGACACGGAAAUCGGCGGCUACAGGAUUCCGUCGGGAACGCAGGUGCUGGGCAACAUAUACUCCAUACACCAUGACCCGCGAUACUGGGACUCGCCCCACGAGUUCAUCCCCGAGCGUUUCCUGCCACAGGAGGACGAGCCGAUGUCGGCAGCGCUGACCAGUCAGGCCUACCUGCCCUUCGGCACUGGCCAUCGCCGCUGCCCCGGCCGCCGCCUAGCCGAGACCACUGUCUGGCUACACAUCACGCGCAUGAUGCACCGCCUGCGUUUCGAGACGCCCGAUAGUGAGCCGCUGACAGAGGACGAAGUGUUCGGCUUGGCCAUUGCGCCCAAGCCAUACUCACUGAGAGUGACCCGACGCUGGUAG
Messenger RNA from Geodia barretti, 1389 nucleotides. Lineage: Eukaryota; Metazoa; Porifera; Demospongiae; Tetractinellida; Geodiidae. The record is from the annotation of a GenBank genome assembly.